UCUAGGGACAAGCCGGAGGUGAUGGACCAGAAGAAGAACAUACUCAAGCUUCCUCUUGAGUCGGGCAUUUCGGUUUCCAAAGCCGAGUUGAUCGACAGGCUCGCCGAAGGUGUUGAAGACAAGGACAGCUUCAAGCAACUGUGCAAGAGAAUCGAAAGGCUGCUACUUAAACAUCGAGACGAGGAGUACAAGGAGCUCAAGGCGACCUAUGCGAAGUUAAAUCCUCGUGACAGUGAGCUCCCAGUUGACGAGUUUAAUGUUGAAGCUCACGAGCAAUUUCUACUAAAGUUUUUCCAGCUCAUGGAGCGAGGGAGAUACAAGCAACUCACGGAUGAAGAGUGGAGUGUGGCGACCUCCAGCCGUUACCUUCUCAAACUUCGCAUUCGGAUUGACCGCAAUAAGCUCGACACGAGGUUCCUCUCCAAUUUCACCAAAAACCAGUUUGUUAUCUUCCAUCGAGGUGUAAGCACGGACCAACAAUCUGGCUUGUUUGUCCUCCUGAAACUGGAGGCCCUCUGGAGAAGUCUGAAAAACUACAUUGUCGACGCUCUGUGCGAGAGGCCGGUCGUCCAGGCCACGCCUUCCAGGAGCGCACUGGAAGCUGGGGAGACGAGGUUUCAGGAAGUGGAAAGAUUUCAUGCGGGUGACAUCAGGCUAAGCGACCUCUUCCGCAAGGCGCGGGUACAGGAGCCUAUUUACAAGCACGUUGUGGUCCUCUACAGGUAUGAUUUCUAUCUCUCUUGUUUUCUUUUUCUUUUCUUAUCCAGACCAUUGAAGAGAAAAAAGAGAAAAGUGUUCUCCAGGCGCCUGGAGCAUGGAAUUCGUAUCAAGCACUACGUGGAUGUGCCUUUGGCGGACAUGGAGCUCGUACUCCCCGCGAAGAAAGCUCUUCGACCGAGUGGAGCAGACGUCUUGACUUUCGUCCUCUUCGUGAUCUUUGGCUCGGUUAUGUUUAAGGUCCUUCAGAGAAAGCAGCCAUCAGUAGCAGCUGCUAUCUUGGCAGCGUGCAUUCUUUACUGCGUAGCACUAGUAACAACCUUUGUACUACGGGUGCGAAGAAUCAAAAGGAUGCUAAAGGAAAAGCUCGUCCGUGACAAGAGAGUUGAAAAGCACCGGGACGUUUUGAUCAGCUUGAUCAAGGACACGAUUCAGCAAGAGGUGAAGUUGGCGAUUGUGGCUUAUUUCGCUCUCAUGAAAACAGCGCAUGGAGCAGCCUCCAAGGAGGAUCUGUACUUUAAAUGCAGGCAGCUAAUGGAGGACAAAUUCAAAGACAAGUUGAUACUUGGAUUGGACGAGACGCUCGUCAAUCUGGACAAGCUUGGGAUCAUCUGGCGAGACGAAAAGGGAGCAAUUCGCCACACCGAGGCAAACCAAGUAACCGACAACCACUUCGUUCCACUCGAGGAUUAGGAGGUUAUGUUUUCUAGUUUCUCUUUUUUAUUCUUUUUCUUUCGUGCCUGUCACCGCCAGAGGCCUGUUCUUUCCAUACCGAUCAGAGACUUCUUCAAGCUAGCUGUAGCUAUGGCUUCGGCGACCAAUCUAUUCUUUUCUUCGUUACGAUCCAGGCUCACAGACAAUGUCUGUGUUGGCCGGAAAGAAAAAAAAAAUGAAAAAGAAAGCUCCGUGAUCCAGAGACAUUUGUUUGGGUUUCUUCUCUUCCAAAACUAGAACGGGGAUGAUAAAGCU
This is a messenger RNA of Selaginella moellendorffii, 1686 nucleotides long. RefSeq lists its product as uncharacterized. The coding region runs from base 22 to 1410 and encodes 462 amino acids. Lineage: Eukaryota; Viridiplantae; Streptophyta; Lycopodiopsida; Selaginellales; Selaginellaceae. The record is from RefSeq and is a predicted model, not a curated record. The transcript has 14 exons.